AGGAUCGACAACAAUGACUCUGCAAUUUAGGAGAUCAGGAUCGCUUUCGAGAAUCUUUAAGACGACCUUGAUUUUUUCCAUAUGGCUGACCAACAAAUACUUGAUAGAAGGAAGAAUCAUCAUCUACAUAUGGCUUGUUGCAUUAAUGAGCAUCCUAGCUGUUCGAGCAGUGAUUGUGAAACUUGCUUUAUAUCUCCACAUACAGUUGCCACUAUAUUGAGAUGGAAGAGGUUUGCAUUGGUUGUAGCAAUGUGCAUACUGGCUGUUGGAGUGGUGAUUUUGCAACUUGCUUUCUAUCUUAGCAUACAGGUCGACGGCGGGUCUCCUGAGUCCCAGUGUAUUACUGCAUAUACCCUCCCCUUUCACCGAAAAAUCUCUAAGUACUUGCGAUUCCUGACUUCUCCUCCGUGCGCACCCUCCCACUUCCGAUUGUUCUCCUUUUACCCAAAUUCAACAGCUCUCUCUCGGGGCCCUUUUUUCAACGAAGGUACACCCAUCACCCAUGGAUGGAGCUUAAUUCUUGAUUUUGCCAAGGCAAGAUUUUUCCAAGUCAACUUCGAAUUAUGCAUCUGCCUAGGACAACAAUGCUUGAUUUUUCUCAAUGGGAUGGAUGCCUUAAUGCCUCAGGUAAUAUAUGCCAAUUCCUAAUAUAUGCCAAUUCCAUUUUAUUAGUUCCUGAAAGUGUUCCUUUUUGUGUGUCUGUGCGCGUGCAACUCAAUUAAUUAAUCAAUUGGAAAGAAAAGU
Messenger RNA from Rubroshorea leprosula, 744 nucleotides. The record is from the annotation of a GenBank genome assembly. Lineage: Eukaryota; Viridiplantae; Streptophyta; Magnoliopsida; Malvales; Dipterocarpaceae.